This is a messenger RNA of Synchiropus splendidus (mandarinfish), 604 nucleotides long. RefSeq names its product galactose-specific lectin nattectin-like. Bases 48 to 530 code for a protein of 160 amino acids. Gene Ontology annotation, molecular function: signaling receptor activity. The record is from RefSeq and is a predicted model, not a curated record. Lineage: Eukaryota; Metazoa; Chordata; Actinopteri; Syngnathiformes; Callionymidae. The transcript has 7 exons.
GACCUGUCACAAGUGCAACCUGAGCUGUGAGUGGUGAUCGCAACAGGAUGGCGUCUAGUCUCUCCUUCAUUGUCGUCCUCUUCGGACUGUGGGUCGGGGCAAAUGCUUCAUGCUGUGCUGAAGAUGGAAACUGCCCAUCUUGUCCUUCUGGAUGGACUAAUUUUGGUGAUCGCUGUUUCAUCUACCACAGCACCCCCAAAGACUGGGCUGAUGCUGAGGUCACCUGUCUCAAUGCUGGUGGAAAUCUGGUCUCCUACCACAGCAAAGAGGAGUAUGACUUCAUCAAGGCCACUAUUAAAAGAGUGACCGGACAGGACAGAAGGAUUUGGGCCGGAGGCUACGAUGGCCCCAAGAACAAGGUGUGGUUGUGGAGCGAUGGUUCAGACUUUAACUAUGCCAACUGGGGACGUGGAGAGCCCAACAAUGGCGGUGGAACUGAACAUUGCAUGGAGCUGAACUGGAGAGGCAACCCCAACGACCACCAGUGCCACCACAAGAAGCCCUUCAUGUGCUCCAUGGAUAUGGAAUGAGCUACAGCACGCCUUGGUGCUAUCAAACAUGCUGUGCAACAUUUCCAAUGAUUCAAUAAAAGAUCUGGCAUGUG